Peniophora sp. CBMAI 1063 is the source of this 2469-nucleotide messenger RNA. NCBI's taxonomy places the organism in Eukaryota, Fungi, Basidiomycota, Agaricomycetes, Russulales, Peniophoraceae. The record is from the annotation of a GenBank genome assembly.
AUGCUCUCCCCUGUCCGUCUGUCACCCGGGCGCGCAUCCUACGACCGCGUUGAGACCAUGGAAUCCCCCGGAGAGGAGAAAUACUCCAUGUCGUAUUCUUCGCACGCACCCAUCAAUACUGCGCCCACGUAUCCUCCCAUGUCAUCCAUGCCUGCACCCAGUGGUGCUCGCUCGAACGACUACGCGUACAACGAUGCAGAGUCUCAGUCGCAGGGCACCAGCACAAGGAAACAUAGACGUACAGGAGACGGAGCAUCGCGCCCUGGUUUAUCCAGCAGUCAGAGUUGGGACCUAUUCGCCGGAGUGAGGAAAGGGUAUCAGGAUUUUGAUACUGCGAACGCGUCUGAACAGCAUCUGGCUUUCGCCGACGGCGAUGUCCCCAAGACUGCGCUUGUUCGAUUUUACAAUUAUUUGCUGAACGUUUCGAUCAUCACGCGUUGGACACUCUUCAUCGUUCCCAUGGCGGGUCUCCUCUGGAUCCCGGGUAUCCUGCAACUCACCACAUUUCCUAACGCAGCUAUAUGGGGUGUGAAACUUGUCUGGUGGAGUAUAUGGCUCUCAGUGGUCUGGGUCGGGUGGUGGGCCAGUCUUGCUGCUUCGAUGAUUCUCCCCAUCUUUGUCCGGGCUACCCUGGGCGUUGUUGCCGUCGGGCUGCGUCGAUAUAUAGAUUGGUUGACUGCUCUGAAAAGAUACUUGGCUUUAUUUGGCUGGACACUUGCUGUCUGGAUAUCUUUCCAGCCUCUCAUCAACACGCGUCAGGCCUCAGAUGCCAGCAGUUCCAGCAAGAAUGCGCUAGACCUUGCGGCAAAGCUUCUCUUUGCGAUCUACAUCUGCGCCGGUGUUUUGUUGUUCGAGAAGUUCAGCAUCCAAUGGAUUGCAACAAAGUUCCACGAAGAGUCGUACGCAGAGCGUAUUGCGCAUCAGAAAUUCGCCGUGGGGGUCAUUACGACUCUGUACAGACACUCGCACAAUAUCAUGGGGCGCUCUGAUACGCUAAGGGAUAACACUAGCGGCACUGCGAAGGGAGUGAAUGCGGAUCCUCGCAAAGUACUCAAACGCGCGUUGAAGGGCGUGAAAAGUGCCGCUAAAAGUACCACGACGGUCUUCGGAAACGUGGCAUCUGAGAUCGCCGGUACUUCGAUCCUACAGCCCAACUCGCCUCAGUCGAUGGUCCAGGCAGCCCUCGAAUCUGCGAACAAGACACGCCUUUUGGCACGGCGCUUGUUCUACUCUUUUGUCUCUCAGGGCGCAGACGUCCUGUAUGUUACAGAUAUCCAUCCGUACUUUGGAAAUGCGAUGGAUGCCGAUCUUGCUUUCACGCUGUUCGACAAGGAUGGCAAUGGCGAUGUCACGCGCGACGAACUGGAAUUAGCCUGCUUAGAGAUUCACCGCGAGCAGCUGUCCAUCGAGCGCUCCGUCGCUGAUAUCGAUAGCGCCGUAGGACGGCUGGAUAACAUCCUGAUGUCUCUUUACGUCCUGAUAGCGAUGCUCAUCAUCGCAGUAGCUCUGGAGGCGCAGCUUGCGUCCGUUAUUACUGCCGCCGGCACCUUUGUGCUGGGUCUCAGCUGGCUCAUCGGCAGCAGCUUGGCGGACGUUCUGACAAGUAUCAUCUUUCUGUUCAUCAAGCACCCCUUCGACGUCGGCGACCGAGUCGACCUGCCCGAAGGCAGCUACACCGUCAAGCAGAUCGAUCUUCUCAGCACAAUCUUUCUUGAUUCACAGGGCACGCUCGUUCAGGCGCCGAACACGGUCUUGUCGACGCUCUUCAUCAAGAACAUCCGGCGCAGUGGCCAACAAUCCGAGCCUUUUGUGUUUGAUGUCGCCUACGACACGUCCUUUGAACAGAUUGAGCAACUCCGCAAGAAGAUGUUACAGUUUGUCGGCGAGAAUGGCCGCGAUUAUCAGCCUUCUUUCGACAUACUCGUAUCGGAUAUUCCCGAGCAGACGAAGAUGUCGUUGACGGCGAGCAUCCUUUACAAGAGUAAUUGGCAGCAGGGCGCCAUCAAGGCUCGCCGCCGUAAUAAGUGGAUCUGUGCACUCAAGCAAUACCUUGCCGAGACGGGCAUCUACGGACCAGAAGGUAAUCCGGAUAAGUCUACAGGCCCAAAGGAAUACACGCUGGUCCCGUGGGACGAGGUGCGAAGCAAUCAGAUGGCACACGCUAUGCCACAGCCAUCACCCACGAUGCCCUCCGCGGGCUGGCGUCUCGCAAGCGCGAACGCAACCAACCUCGGUGCUGAGGACGUAUUCGGUGAAGGCAGUGAGCUCCGCUUACGAACCCCGCGUCCAUCUCAACCACCGUCUGGCUCUACGUCACGAGCCAUGCCAUCGCCGACCUCGCAAAUGCCAGACAUGCCCACUGCAGCCUCUACGGCCAUGCCGGACAGCAUGCGCCCACCGCCGAUCAAUACAAACCCCUAUAUCACAACAGCAGUUGAAGGCGCAGACAUUGAAUUGCGGUCUCGCUGA